Molecule: messenger RNA, 3170 nt
Organism: Porites evermanni
Lineage: Eukaryota; Metazoa; Cnidaria; Anthozoa; Scleractinia; Poritidae
Source: the annotation of a GenBank genome assembly
CUGAUCGAAACUUUAGACAAAUCACUUUUGUAUCAUCUUCUGAAUAACCUUUUGGUUAGGAUUUUCUCUACCACUACAAGAAAGGAUCAAGACACUGUAAUAACAAUUGGAAUUACCGUAUGGAAAUCAUCAUUAUUUUUGUUUGCCUCCUGGUAAGUGCUUCAUGACUAAGUAAGGAUUAUUGAUUGCACUAAACUAUCACUUUAGCGAGUUACGGUAGUAUAGCAGUGGUUUCUUUUAAGUCCGAGUGAUGGCUGUUACAGAACAAUGUCUUCGCGACUUCUCAGUAUCAAUGGCCAAAGAAUGAUUUUAGAAUUUCAGUUGUAACUAACGUUUUUAUAGUAAUAGCAGAGGAAAUCGGACUGUUCGGAUCAAACCGUUAGACGUAAAGAAAGCCCUGGCCUGGAUGUACAUACUGUUAAAUGUAAGGAAUAAAUUUCUUAAAUAUAUAGUCAUGCCAUGUGAGAGUUGUAUCAUCCUUAAAAUCAAUCAUGGGCUUCCUUCAUUUGCCAUCAUUAGUAGAAACUACGAUGCUCAACACGUUUCUUUCGAUUUUCAUUGAGUAGUUUUUAGUCUUUUUAGAGUUUGUCUCCUUGACUAUAAGAAGCUUCAGCAAGUAUGAGCCAAACAUGUGCUCUAUAAUUUUUUAUAUUUUAAACAAUACUGCCUCUGCACUGUGUUCUGUUGCGUGGCACACGACAUCCUACAUCAAUUUUGCUCACGUCGUCACUUCCUUUUUCAGGUAAAGCAAACUUCAUCGGCGAUAAUUUUCGAGGAAAACCAACGGUUAUACGGUCUAUUGGGAUCCAUGGGACUUGAUAAUUCAACCGUCCAGGCAUUUGGCUUCAGCAUCAUUGUACUUGCCUUGGCCUAUAACCUAUUCAACCCAACGCGAAAUGAGUCUACAAGAAUAGAAAUCGAGCCAUCUUUGAAGGAUUUUGGCCCUCAAGAUGAAGAUCCGAGUGAGUCAUUGCGUUCAUUAUAAGAACUUUACUGCGCUUUUCACAAUCACGCGAACUCUAAAGUUCAAAAGCCGCCUUCGCAAUUCCGUAUUUCGCUGCCGUCAAUCUUAAACCUUGAAACACAGAAACACACUAAACGGAUCGAAAUCCACCAAUCACAAACCUUGACCUUUUGAACCCGUUAAAGUAAAGCUCUGUUUCCUAAGAGGUCCGUUAAGAUGAUUGACGGCAGCGAAAAACAUAAUUGUCGUAUCACAGCGUGUUCCCAAGAUCUUGGGAACCCAACAGGACGCUGGAACACGAUUAGCGACGGCGUUACGCAGACGUCCCUUUUCCGCGUGCAACAAAGGAAAUAGGAGACGUCUGCAAGCAGGCAAAAAAUGACUCGGUCCAAAUGUUAGUUUCCAGUCCUCUAUUUUAAAUACUUAUUGUAUACGGUAGUUUAAAAUCUGUUUUGCUGACUACAUUUAAUUCAAUACAGCCUGUAUUGGAGUUACAUAACUAUUACAACUUGCUUUUUGCUUGUAGAAAAGAAUGCAGAGCCAGAGUAUCCUAGAAGACAUAACCAAGACCACGCAGUAUUUGAGAAGACAGGUGUCGAAGUUUUAGCUUCUAGACUUAGCUCUCGAACCACUGGCAAACAAGUGCCAUGUGAUUUGGCGUUGCAAGCUUUAUAUGGGAGUGAGUCAACAGAGUCUGGUCUCUUAGAGGAGGAUGAAUUGUUACUAAGCCCUAUAAUAACACUGAUGUCAAGUACACGGUUAAAUGAACUGCUUGAACUUCGCAUACCUCACGGUGCUAAUAUGGUUUUAUCGUGUAAGAAGUGGACAGUAAUUUUGAAAGAGACACUAAACAGCGCGAAGUGGGCCUCUGUAGCAGAGACUGGUAAGAAGGAAGGAAAAGGAAUAAAAAAUUUUGUAACAAACAGCAAUCAUGUGAGGUUUGACACCGACCAUCUGUCGACAUUUGCUAUUGUUGGUAAAUACCAUAAGUCUUCUUUGUCAGUGUUAAAACGAAUGAAGCUUGCAGCGUUCUCUACUGACGCUAAAGUUGGAGAGGACGUUUCAAUCCGGGUUUAUUGUUUCGAUGACUGCGAAUGGUCAUUAGAGGUACGUCAGUUUCUUUUGCUUCGCACGAUUUAGUCAGAUUUUGUAUUAACGAAACUACUUUCAUUUUACGACCAGUAAAAAAGAAAUUGGAAGGCUGAGGGUGGCGUAUGCGAUUUUGCAUACAUAGAGGUACAUGGGCGGAGCUCAGUGCUGUAAUCAAAGGUUUCCUUUAUCGUCACUACGACCUUCAGGUUAUUUACACCGUGAUCGUGAUGGGGUGGCCAACUUACUUACGUGCCUCAGAUUUCACUUCCUAAGUUAACUUUCAACUUUCUCUUAAUACAGAGAAUAAUGGCGAGGGAGCAGAAGGAAGGAGGAAAAAUGGUAUCAUCAAUUGAAUCACUAAACUUCUCUGUUACCCUAGAGAAUGAUGUUGAAAUUACCGUACAGGACGUUGCAGACUGGCAGCUAAACCAAGAUUCACCAAAGGUAUCAGAUCUCACUGUCUCAGUAAGUUGGCUAAGCUAUGCGCUUUGAGCCUGGCCAUGUUAAAUGGACUAGUAAGAAAGGCUUAGACCAGAUAUGGCUAUUUUUACUUUAUGUCGAUAGAUUCACGAAGAUGUUAGGAUGUUAAUUUACAAUGUAGUACGCAAAACUUGGUUCGCUGUAUCUUUGCUGUUUGUGUAGUUCUGGUACGACUCGUAUGUAAACAAAAAACAAAAGAAUUGUACACCAGCCUCGUUCUCAGUCUUCCUUAGCGAGUUCGGAUGUAACGUCACCUGUCAAGCUUUUCAGGAGGCGCUAAGUUCCAAGCCUCCUCCGCUCACUUGGAUACAAAGACGUAGCCAUUGCACUUUAUUAACUAUGGUGUCUUAGACGUUUGAAAUACCUUUUGACCUUUCACCUCUUUCUUCACAGAAACUCAGUCAUACUUCCUUGAAGAGCUCCUUCAACCUUAUCCCUUACUGCGAACUUGUGUUUCAUCCUACAAACAAUACAGGCAAAAACGGCUUUUUUGUUGCAAUGACCUUUGCUCAACAGUCGUCAGAGAAAACCGUGCUGUAUGCUAGUGUAACAAUAAAAAAAAGGUGAUCGUGUACCGUAUUUAUUCGAUUAACCACCCUGGAAGCUUAUUAAAUUUUUGGACCUUGAGAUUUGC